AUCGCAGUUUCUAUACAAGAGGCGGGGCUAAGUAUUGGGAAGAAGGAUCGUUCCAGAUGGUGGGGUCUUGUACGGAUACAAGUUAGGUACUUUGUCGACCGAGGGGUUAGUGGGGUCGAUUUCGAAAUCGAUAACCCCGCUAUGAGCUUCGAAAUUUUAUUUUUCUCAAGCUCUACCUCUCUGGGUAUCGUGUAACGACGUCAAUUAUAUCUCGCUGAGACGAAUAAUUGAUGCUCGAGGCCAGUCGUUGUCAAAGGUAACCGAUACCACUUCUAGUUUGACCACUCCGGUAAACUAAUUGAAGUUAUAUUGUCGACUUGUGAAUAGAUCCAUUGCUCUAUUGCAACUCUUCUCUUACUCACAUUGAAGCGCGCUAAAGACAAGUUAAAUACGUCGCCAUGUCGGAAUCUCAGAGAAUUGCUAUCCUCUCCGUCUUUGAUAAGACUGGAUUGUUGGAUCUAGCUAAGGGUCUCGUGCAGCAGAAUGUGCGAAUUCUUGCAUCCGGAGGUACAGCUAAGAUGAUUCGCGAGUCUGGAUUCCCAGUCGAAGAUAUCUCAGCUAUCACAAAGGCCCCAGAAAUGCUCGCCGGAAGAGUCAAGACCCUUCACCCGGCUGUCCAUGCUGGUAUCCUCGCACGUAACCUAGCUUCUGACGAGAAAGAUCUUGCUGAGCAAAGUAUCAGCAAGGUCGACUAUGUCAUUUGCAACCUAUACCCAUUCAAGGAUACGAUCUCCAAGCCCAAUGUCACUGUUCCCGAAGCCGUAGAAGAGAUUGACAUUGGAGGCGUUACACUGAUCCGUGCAGCUGCCAAGAACCAUGCUCGCGUGACGAUCCUUAGCGACCCGAACGAUUAUGCUGAGUUCUUAAAGGAACUCGAAAGUGGAGAGAUUAAGGAGGCAAGCCGUAAUAGAUAUGCCCUCAAGGCGUUCGAGCACACAGCCGAUUACGAUGCCCACAUCUCUGGCUUCUUCCGUUCACGAUAUGCUGGCGAGGGCCAACAAUACUUGCCUCUUCGAUAUGGCGCCAAUCCCCACCAAAAGCCCGCUGCGGCGUAUGUGUCAUCAAACAACAUACCAUUCAAGGUUCUUAAUGGAGCCCCCGGCUACAUCAACCUUCUUGAUGCUUUGAACAGCUGGCCUCUAGUGAAGGAAUUGAAGGCCACGCUCGGAAAGCCUGCGGCUGCUAGUUUCAAGCACGUCUCGCCCGCAGGUGCUGCCAUUGGCGUUCCUCUAAGCGCCGAGGAGCGUAAGGUCUACUUUGUUGAUGAUAUUCAGGGAAUUGAGACUUCAGGGCUUGCCCAGGCGUAUGCUCGAGCUCGAGGAGCCGACCGAAUGAGCAGCUUCGGAGAUAUCAUUGCUCUUAGCGAUGUAGUGGAUGUUCCUACCGCUAGCAUCAUCUCUAAGGAGGUCUCUGAUGGUGUCAUUGCUCCCGGAUACGAAGAUGCGGCCUUUGAGAUCCUCAAGAAAAAGAAGGGAGGCAAGUACCUCGUACUUCAAAUGGAUCCCGAGUAUCAGCCCGACCCGACCGAGUUUAGAACCGUGUACGGCGUUACCCUCACCCAGCAUCGCAACGAUGUGGUGAUUUCUCCGGCUUCUUUUACUCGUACCAUUACUCCGAAGGAUUUUGCGCUUUCGGAAUCUGCUGCUAGGGAUUUGACCGUCGCUACGAUCGCCCUCAAGUACACGCAGAGCAACUCGGUGUGCUAUGCGAAGGACGGACAAGUUAUUGGUCUUGGAGCAGGCCAACAGUCUCGUAUCCAUUGUACUCGUCUAGCGGGCGAUAAGGCCGAUAACUGGUGGUUGCGCUUCCACCCCCGUGUUCUAGGUAUUAAGUGGAAGAAAGGCACUAAGCGACCCGACAAGAGCAAUGCCAUCGACCUACUGGUCAGCGGCGAGUUACCAAAGGGCGGAUCGGAACGAGAGCAAUUUGAAGCGGUCUUCGACGAGGUGCCGGCUGCCUUCACAGAAGAAGAGCGCAAUGAUUGGCUUAGCAAGCUAGGAGAGGUUGCCGUCUCCAGCGAUGCUUUCUUCCCCUUCGUAGACAACAUCUAUCGUGCGCACAGAUCCGGUGCCAAGUACAUCGCGGCCCCCGGCGGUAGUCAAAAUGAUGGUGCUGUUUACGAGACGGCUGAGAAGCUCGGUAUCGUCUUCGUCGAGCAGAACAUCCGACUCUUCCACCACUAAAAAGGGGAUGUCGUAUGAUAAAAUGGCGUGGAUUAUUUAACAUAACGGAUGGAAGGUCGUGGCUGGGAUAGAGAAAACCAAAAAGGAAGGGAGAACCAGAAAAUCAAAUAUCCAGCUAACAAUGGGAGUGUAGAUACCCGCGGGAUAUAUGUAUGACAGGGGGCAAGUGGGUAGGAGGAACUCUUGAUCUAGGAGUGUGAUUUUUUUGUACAAUCAAUCGAUGUUUCCAAACUAGCUAGUAGUAUAUCGAUGCACGACUCUAGCAAAUUAUGAAAUAGAU
This is a messenger RNA of Annulohypoxylon maeteangense, 2463 nucleotides long. RefSeq names its product AICARFT/IMPCHase bienzyme. Gene Ontology annotation, biological process: 'de novo' IMP biosynthetic process. Gene Ontology annotation, molecular function: IMP cyclohydrolase activity; phosphoribosylaminoimidazolecarboxamide formyltransferase activity. The transcript has 3 exons. Lineage: Eukaryota; Fungi; Ascomycota; Sordariomycetes; Xylariales; Hypoxylaceae. The record is from RefSeq and is a predicted model, not a curated record. The coding region runs from base 399 to 2183 and encodes 594 amino acids. Gene Ontology annotation, cellular component: cytosol.